GAUCAAAAAUAAAUUAGUAUAAAUCUCAAUCAUCUUCUUCUCUCUCUCUCGCAAACUCUCUUUCUCCGUCGUCAGAUCUAAAACUCUCAAUAAAAACAACAAUCCCACCAAUCCAAUCUCUCCUCUCUCGCGCGCCAAAUACAAAACCCACCCUCUUCACUACUACCCGUUUUUCCCUCUUUUUUCCAGGUAAUUUUGGUGAGAUGGCGGACAACCCGGCAAGUCCAGCUGGAGGGAGCCACGAGAGUGGUGGUGAGCAGAGUCCGCGCUCUGGAGUGCGGGAGCAGGAUAGGUAUCUGCCCAUUGCAAACAUAAGCAGGAUCAUGAAGAAAGCAUUGCCUGCUAAUGGAAAAAUUGCUAAAGAUGCUAAGGAUACUGUCCAGGAAUGUGUUUCUGAGUUUAUUAGCUUUAUUACUAGCGAGGCAAGUGAUAAGUGUCAGAAGGAGAAAAGGAAAACAAUUAAUGGGGAUGAUUUGUUAUGGGCGAUGGCAACUUUAGGCUUCGAGGACUACAUUGAACCACUCAAGGUGUACCUAGCUAGGUACAGGGAGGUAAUUGAUUUUGGAUCAUAUGCUUUUUUCUGGUCGGAGUUUAUAAUUAUUUUAAUAUUAGUGGCGUCGAUGAUCUAAUAAUCUUUAUCCUUUUUGAUUGCAUUAUUGGCGACUGGAACUCUACAGAUGGAGGGUGACACUAAGGGAUCUGGUAGGGGUGGAGAUGGAUCUGCUAAAAGGGAACCAAUUGGAGGUCUGAGUGGUCAAAAUCCGCAGUAUGUUAUGCAGGGGUCAAUAAACUACAUGAAUACCCAGGGACAAGGGCAGCAUAUGAUUGUUCCUUCGAUGCACGGAAAUGAAUAGAGUUCUAAUUCUUAUUUGCCAAUCUAAUUAUGUCUAGGACAGGUAAUUCCUACAGCUUCUUUUAUAUUGGUUGAUCCUAUUGCAACCAAAGAGCUUAGCUUAUAUAUUCUUGGGGCUUUUGUUUUUAUUAGUUGUAUGGGGUUUUGAUUUGAUUCUGUUGGAGCCCUCUUCAGCUGAACCGCUUUAUUAAUAGUCGCAUAAGUGCUGUAAAUUUGAUUUUUUUUGUUUUCAAAUCUAAUAUUUAAUCUCCUGACUGUUUUUUGAGCUUGAGAUUGUAUCACUUGUAAAUUUUGAUCUUUAUGCUCAAGUAUAAACAUAUUGCUUUGUGAA
Molecule: messenger RNA, 1184 nt
Organism: Mercurialis annua (annual mercury)
Lineage: Eukaryota; Viridiplantae; Streptophyta; Magnoliopsida; Malpighiales; Euphorbiaceae
Product: nuclear transcription factor Y subunit B-1-like
Exons: 6
Coding region: 204-629 (141 amino acids)
Biological process (GO): regulation of transcription by RNA polymerase II
Cellular component (GO): nucleus; CCAAT-binding factor complex
Molecular function (GO): protein heterodimerization activity; DNA-binding transcription activator activity, RNA polymerase II-specific; RNA polymerase II cis-regulatory region sequence-specific DNA binding
Source: RefSeq, a predicted model, not a curated record